Molecule: messenger RNA, 537 nt
Organism: Asterias rubens (European starfish)
Lineage: Eukaryota; Metazoa; Echinodermata; Asteroidea; Forcipulatida; Asteriidae
Exons: 4
Coding region: 1-537 (178 amino acids)
Source: RefSeq, a predicted model, not a curated record
AUGGCCGUCUUGAGUGGUUUGAUUUUCCUCUUGCUUGAGAUGUUUCUUGAGGUUUCAGCGUCUUAUAGUGUGAGUGGUCUUUACCGAGGGGUCUGGUACCAGCCGGUAGAGCACUACGCCCUGCUAGGCCGGUCCUUUAUGAAUAUCUCAGGCAUCUCUGCCGUCAGAUGUUCAGUUCGGUGUCUCAGCCAUCAUGGAUGUUUUUCUUUCAACUACGAUCACAUCAAUCAAGUCUGUCAGAUGAACAACGCCAGUGCUGAGCACGUCUGUGACAACUUUCAAGGAAUGCCGUAUGUUUCGUAUUACGACGCAACCGCAAAACCAAUCACCUGCAAGAGUAUUAUUUCUGGCAAUGCAAAGUGCGCUCCUGUGAAGGUCUCUGUGGGUUUUGAGAAACUCGGUCUUGAAGAUGGUUCGAUCCCCGAUGAGAGCCUCUCCGCAUCAAACAGCUGGGAUAGCAAGGAGGUCAGCACACCGGCUGGUGGCCGUCUCAACAAGAUAGCACCUGACGGUACUACCAUGGGAGCAUGGGCGUAA